Prunus armeniaca (apricot) is the source of this 540-nucleotide messenger RNA. Lineage: Eukaryota; Viridiplantae; Streptophyta; Magnoliopsida; Rosales; Rosaceae. The record is from the annotation of a GenBank genome assembly.
AUGGCUGCCACUAUUCAUGUGAAUAGUGUCAACCUUGCCAUUUGUGGUUCCACUCAUGAGAGCAACUCCAGCGAGGCCCCUUUGCCUCGGGUUGGGGGAUUUUUUCACCAAAAAUGGGUUCCAGCGGAGAGCCCAGGCAGGGGGGGAGGUGUGGGACCCACCAACUCGGGCUGGCUCGAAGGCAACUUCAGCCCGAGGUCCAAAACGAGGGAUGCUGAUGUCAGCGCCACAGUACCGCUACAGUAUCUGCUACAAUACUGUAGCGCUACAGUAACCCCCCUCGUUUUGGACCUCAGGCAGAACUUGCCUUCAGGCCAGCCCGAGGAGGUGGGUCCCACACCCCCCCCUGCGGGCCUGGGCUGCUCCGCUGGAACGUCAUUUUUUUUUCUUCCCGCCCUAGCCUCGGGCUGGGCUGCAGCGGUGGAAAAGCUCUUACUAUGGCUAAGGGCAAAUGGGUGGAGUUGCUCUGAGGGUGUGAAUAGUAGUUGCCCUAGCUCCCCCCUUGCUAUGGCUAAGGGCAAAUGGGUGGAGUUGCUCUGA